UAGCAGUGAGGGUGGUGCUCGCGCGCGAAAGUGCGCGCGCGCAGAGUACGGAGACGAACGUGGAUUUUGAGAUAGGCCCGGACUUUCUGGAACGCUGGAGGACAAGAUGACUGGGUCAAAUGAAUUUAAGCUGAACCAGCCACCAGAAGAUGGAAUCUCAUCUGUGAAAUUCAGUCCUAACACAUCUCAGUUUUUGCUUGUUUCAUCUUGGGAUACUUCUGUUCGAUUGUAUGAUGUUCCAGCCAACACCAUGAGACUAAAGUAUCAACAUACAGGAGCUGUACUUGACUGUGCUUUUUAUGACCCUACACAUGCCUGGAGUGGAGGAUUAGACCGACAGUUAAAGAUGCACGACUUGAACACUGAUCAAGAAAACCUUGUUGGCACUCAUGAUGCUCCUAUCAGAUGUGUUGAAUAUUGUCCAGAAGUGAAUGUAAUGGUAACAGGAAGUUGGGAUCAAACGGUCAAGUUAUGGGAUCCUAGGACACCGUGUAAUGCUGGAACAUUUUCUCAGCCUGAAAAGGUGUAUACAUUGUCUGUGUCUGGUGACAGACUGAUAGUGGGAACAGCUGGUCGGAGAGUUCUUGUGUGGGACUUACGGAAUAUGGGCUAUGUUCAGCAAAGAAGAGAAUCAAGUCUUAAAUAUCAGACCCGUUGCAUCAGAGCAUUUCCUAACAAACAGGGUUAUGUGUUAAGCUCUAUAGAAGGUCGUGUUGCAGUUGAAUAUUUGGACCCAAGUUUGGAAGUACAGAAGAAAAAAUAUGCUUUCAAAUGUCACAGACUGAAGGAGAAUAACAUAGAGCAAAUUUAUCCAGUCAAUGCCAUCUCUUUCCACAAUGUCCAUAACACUUUUGCUACAGGUGGUUCUGAUGGCUUUGUCAAUAUUUGGGAUCCAUUCAAUAAAAAGAGACUCUGCCAGUUCCACCGCUAUCCUACCAGCAUAGCAUCACUGGCUUUCAGUAAUGAUGGAACUACCCUUGCAAUAGCAUCAUCAUAUAUGUAUGAAAUGGAUGACAUUGAGCAUCCUGAAGAUGGUAUCUAUAUUCGCCAAGUGACAGAUGCCGAAACAAAACCUAAGUCUACCUAACUUCUGGCCAAAAGCUUCAGUGAUUUCUUUCUCUUUAGACUCCUUCAUCUGCUUAUGGCAAGAUUUGCAUAGAAUUAAAUGAAGAUCUUUCGUUGAAUGCUUUCACUGAAACUAGUGUUUGUCAUCCUGCAUACUCUAUAUUCUUUUAUUUUUAACAUGUCCAGGAAUUGGUGUUGUCCUCAGCUUUAAAAGUAAAUGUUUCCUUAACCCAUUCAUUCCUUUAAAAUCUUUUUGUAGUUGAGCACUUGUAUAUAUUUAAUAAUGUUUCCACUAUCUGAAUAAAGACUGUUUUCCAACAA
Varanus komodoensis (Komodo dragon) is the source of this 1386-nucleotide messenger RNA. RefSeq names its product BUB3 mitotic checkpoint protein (gene BUB3). Gene Ontology annotation, biological process: mitotic spindle assembly checkpoint signaling. NCBI's taxonomy places the organism in Eukaryota, Metazoa, Chordata, Lepidosauria, Squamata, Varanidae. Bases 107 to 1087 code for a protein of 326 amino acids. Gene Ontology annotation, cellular component: mitotic checkpoint complex; kinetochore; bub1-bub3 complex. The record is from RefSeq and is a predicted model, not a curated record. Gene Ontology annotation, molecular function: ubiquitin binding. The transcript is spliced from 8 exons.